AUGGCGCCCGCGCCGGAUCCUCCGCGGGCAACGGCAUGCCCCCAGCCGACUUUCACACGGCUGGUCGCCCAAAGGGGAGGGACGCAGACCAGGCAGGCGGGGAGGUCGGCCCAGAGGAUGCCGGUGGCGGCGCCGCACCCCGGGCGCGGGCACCGGGCGCACUUGCUGGCGAGGGCCGUCGAGACGCAGCCCCUGUCGUCCAUUGAGAUUGAUGACAGCAUAGAGAUAACGUUCGAUGGCGACAAAGAUCCGGCGGCCACCUUGAUGUGUGUGAGGGGAGACGACUGCUCUGGCCUGCUGGAGCCGCUUUCAGUGUCCUUGCGAAACCAGGACCUCGUCAUUCUGUCCGCCACAGUGAACCCGACUGAUGGUGUCUUCAGAGUUACCAAUCAGGAUGGUACCAAGAUUGAUGCCAGAGCAUGGGAGGACUGCCGUGUGAAGAUACAGAAAGACCUUGUGGCUGCAAGAAUAUUCAGCACCCGGCCAUUGGUUUAUGGCAUACAGCUGGGUGGAGGAAAGCCAAUCAAGCCCAUAGCACCAGGUUUCCAGAUGGAGAACGUGGAUUCGCUGCGCCAAACAGCUGAAGAAGUAGCCCAGGCGGCACUGACUUUGGCUAAGCUCGAAAAGGAAAUAGUGGAUAUGAUUUCUAAUGGGGGUGACGUCUCAGAGUUGACCAUCAAGGAGGCUGACAGGGCAACGGCUGCAGCUCUGUUGGACAGACCAUUGCUGCAAUUGGAAGCAAUGUUGGCAAUGAGAAGAGCUCCUGAGAAACCCACAGAGCCUGAAGCUGCCCGUGGUGGUGGUGCAGAUCUACGUUUCCAGGCUGGUGGCGGAACCAGCACAGGACCAGCCACAGGCAAUGGGUAUGAGAUCAUUCUGCAAGGGUUUAAUUGGGACUCUCAUCACCAGGAUUGGUACAAGAUCCUUGCCAAUCAAGCCACUGACUUUGCUAAACUGGGCUUUACUGCUGUGUGGUUGCCACCGCCAAGCGACUCUGUUAGCCCGCAGGGAUACCUCCCUCGGGACUUGUAUAGCCUGAACUCUAGCUAUGGCUCUGAGGCAGACCUUCGGCAUGCCAUAUCUUGUCUCCACCAAAAUGGCCUCAAGGUUCUUGCAGACGUGGUGAUCAACCACAGGUGUGCAUCAGAACAAGGGGAAGGAGGAAAAUGGAAUAAGUUUGGUGGGCGCUUGCCAUGGGAUGCAAGUGCCAUAUGCACAGGAAAUCCAGAGUGGGGUGGCAGGGGAAACCCAAAACAAGGAGAUGAGUAUGCUGCAGCACCGAAUAUUGACCAUUCAAACCCACAAAUCAGGGAGGACAUCACAAAGUGGAUGACAUUCCUCAGGCAGAGCAUAGGGAUCGAUGGGUGGCGAUUUGACUUCGUUAAGGGAUAUCCAGGCACCUACUUGAGGCAAUACAUUGACAACACUGUCCCCGAGUUGGCCAUUGGCGAGUUCUGGGACACCUGUGAGUACACAGACAGUGUGCUGAAUUACAACCAGGACCAGCACCGUCAGCGCACUGUGACUUGGUGCGAUUCCACUGGGGGGACGUCUGCAGCCUUCGAUUUCACCACAAAAGGGAUUCUUCAGGAAGCAGUGGGACGACAAGAGUAUUGGCGUCUUGUGGACCCUGAAGGCCGCCCAGCAGGCAUGGUGGGCAUGUGGCCAUCUCGAGCUGUUCUCUUCAUCGACAACCAUGACACAGGUUCCAGCUUGCAGCACUGGCCCUUCCCCACAAAUUCACUUCCUGAGGGCUAUGCUUACAUACUGACGCAUCCUGGGACACCGUGCGUUUUCUACGACCACAUUUGGCAAGAUGCCGAUGGGCUGAGAAAGUGCAUUGAGGACCUGCUGCGCAUAAGGAAGAGAAACGAAAUCCAUUGCAGGUCCUCCAUCAAGAUCUUCCAGGCAUCAUCGGAUGUGUACAGUGCAGUGAUCGACGCCCGCAUCGCGAUGAAAAUGGGGCCAGGGAACUGGUCACCAAACAAUGACAAUGCUGUGGCAAAUAGCUCUGGUCAGAAAGAGUGGAAGAUGGCAGCCUCUGGUCGAAAUUUUGCAGUUUGGGAGGCGCAAUAG
Messenger RNA from Ostreobium quekettii, 2076 nucleotides. The record is from the annotation of a GenBank genome assembly. Lineage: Eukaryota; Viridiplantae; Chlorophyta; Ulvophyceae; Bryopsidales; Ostreobiaceae.